AUGGUUUAUUACUUUACAUCGAAUGUUGUGACUCCUAGUGCUUUCCUCUACGUAGGCAAGGACAAAGUUGAAAAUGAGGAUCUCAUCAAGUACGGCCUCGAGGAAGAUGUUUGGUUUCACGCCGACAAACUCUCAAGUGCUCACAUAUAUCUUCGCAUGAAAGAAGGCGAAACUUGGGAAACGAUACCUGAAGAGGUGCUUACAGAUUGCGCCCAACUCACCAAGGCGAAUUCCAUCGAGGGGAACAAGAAGGAUAAUGUUACAGUUAUUUAUACGCCGUGGUCGAAUCUCAGGAAGGAUGGCAGUAUGGCGGUUGGUCAAGUUAGCUUCAAGGAUCCGAGGAAGGUGAAAAGGAUCCUAGUUGCGCAGAGAGAGAAUCCUAUAGUUAAUCGCCUCAACAAGACGAAGGAGGAGAAAUACCCUGAUUUGCAAAUGGAGAAGGAAGAAAUACUUAAGGCGUUGAGGAAGAAGGACCAGGCAUCGAGAUUAGACCGGAAAAAAGAAGAGGCGAGAAUUGCGCAGGAGAGGAAGGAGAAGAAGUGGCAGAAGGAGCAUGCGUAUGAUGAUCUCUUUACUGGGGACGAUGACGAGGCAAAUAACCAGGAUCGAGGGGAAGAUUACUUGGAUGAUUUCAUGUAG
Messenger RNA from Venustampulla echinocandica, 639 nucleotides. RefSeq names its product DUF814-domain-containing protein. NCBI's taxonomy places the organism in Eukaryota, Fungi, Ascomycota, Leotiomycetes, Helotiales, Pleuroascaceae. The record is from RefSeq and is a predicted model, not a curated record. The coding region runs from base 1 to 639 and encodes 212 amino acids. The transcript is spliced from 5 exons.